This is a messenger RNA of Rhineura floridana, 8601 nucleotides long. It is a transcript of the gene DAAM2, whose product is annotated as dishevelled associated activator of morphogenesis 2. The record is from RefSeq and is a predicted model, not a curated record. The transcript is spliced from 27 exons. Gene Ontology annotation, molecular function: actin binding; small GTPase binding. NCBI's taxonomy places the organism in Eukaryota, Metazoa, Chordata, Lepidosauria, Squamata, Rhineuridae. Gene Ontology annotation, biological process: actin cytoskeleton organization; positive regulation of canonical Wnt signaling pathway; negative regulation of oligodendrocyte differentiation. Bases 533 to 3802 code for a protein of 1089 amino acids.
CAGCGGCGGAGCGUGGCAACGGCUCUUUCCUACGUGUCGAGUUGGGGCUUGUCCCUUUAAGAGAGCGUAGCACAGUAGCACAGGCGAGCUCUGCCGCCUAGCUGAGCUUGCGGCGCUCGUAAACCGGUCACUGCCUGGAGAAGGAGCGCAGCGCCUGAUCUUUAUCCGAAGGAGAGCACGCGGCGGCUGCUCCCGCUCCCGCUCCGGCUCCACCACCACCACCACCACCGCGUACCACAGAUUACGCCUCCCGCCUCCCACGGUCCAGCUUUUUUGAUCGGUGUUGUUAACAUCCCGCGUGGAGAUCAGCCUUGGGGGGCCUGGCUGGCUGGCAUCGGAUGGCCGUUCCCGAACACUGAGCUCAGCUGUUGGAAAAAGCCAAGUCGGGAAAUCAAAACCGCUGCUUGAGCUUUGAAAUAUUUUUUCAUCGCAAUAAAAUACAACAAUGGAAAAAGAAACCUGAUUGAAAAUAUUAGUGGAUUAAGAAAACACAGGAAAAGAUCAUGAUUGUGAGAUAGCACUCCCCAUCACAAUGACCAUGGCUCCCCGAAAAAGGAAUCGUCAUGCUUUGGGGUUUCUUUGCUGCUUUGGGGGCAGUGACUUGCCUGAAAUCAACCUCAAGGACAAUAACCCACUGCAGUUCUUGGAAUUCUCUGGGCCAAUCCCACCAGCUGAGGAGCUCAAUGCAAGGUUCUCUGAGCUUGUGGAUGAACUGGAUCUCACAGAUAAGAACAGAGAGGCAAUGUUUGCACUCCCUCCAGAGAAGAAAUGGCAGAUUUACUGCAGCAAGAAGAAGGAGCAAGAAGAUCCUAACAAACUUGCUACCAGUUGGCCGGACUAUUAUAUUGACCGCAUCAACUCUAUGGCUGCAAUGCAGACCUUGUAUGUGUUUGAUGAAGAAGAAACAGAAAUGAGGAAUAAAAUAGUUGAAGACUUGAAGACAGCUCUGCGAACUCAACCCAUGAGGUUUGUGACGAGAUUUAUUGAGCUGGAUGGCCUGACCUGCCUGCUGAACUUCCUGAAGAGUAUGGACUAUGAGACGUCAGAGAGCCGCAUACACACAUCCGUUAUAGGGUGUAUCAAGGCUCUGAUGAACAACUCCCAGGGACGGGCACAUGUCCUGGCCCAUCCAGAAAGCAUCAAUAUAAUCUCUCAGAGUUUACGAACUGAGAACAUCAAAACCAAGAUUGCUGUGCUGGAGAUCCUUGGGGCGGUUUGCUUAGUGCCCGGAGGUCACAAGAAGGUUCUGCAGGCCAUGCUUCACUACCAGGUCUAUGCGGCAGAGAGGACAAGAUUCCAGUCAUUACUCAAUGAGCUAGACCGAAGCAUGGGGCGAUACCGAGAUGAAGUGAAUCUCAAAACUGCCAUCAUGUCCUUUAUUAAUGCUGUUUUGAAUGCAGGUACUGGUGAGGACAAUUUGGAAUUUCGAUUGCACCUGCGAUAUGAAUUUUUAAUGCUGGGCAUUCAACCUGUUAUUGACAAGCUCAGAGGACAUGAAAAUGCAACACUGGAUAGGCAUUUAGAUUUCUUUGAGAUGGUCAGAAAUGAAGAUGACUUGGAACUUGCAAAGAGGUUUGAGGUGGUACAUAUAGACACAAAGAGUGCCUCACAGAUGUUUGAGAUGAUCAAGAAGAAGCUGAAGCACACAGAUGCUUAUCCAUAUUUACUAUCUGUACUCCAGCACUGCUUGCAAAUGCCUUAUAAACGAAAUGGGGGAACAUUUCAACAAUGGCAGCUGUUAGACAGGAUACUGCAGCAAAUUGUUCUUCAGGAUGAGCGAGGGGAUAAUCCUGAUAUCACUCCUUUGGAGAAUUUCAAUGUCAAGAACAUAAUUAAGAUGUUGGUAAAUGAAAAUGAAGUGAAACAGUGGAGAGACCAGGCAGAGAAAUUCCGAAAAGAACAUGCUGAGCUGAUGAGUAGGCUAGAGAAGAAAGAAAGGGAAUGCGAAAUAAAGACCCAGGAAAAAGAUGAAAUGAUGAAGACGCUGAAUAAAAUGAAGGACAAGCUGCAGAAAGAAUCUGUAGAGCUACGCCAAACCCGGGACCAAAUGACCGACCUUGUAGCUCAACUCAAUGAGUUCUCGCAAGGGGGCAGCAUUUGCUUCCCUCCCCCUCCUCAGCUACCUCCUGGUGGUCCAUUUGCCUUGUCCUCUUCUCUACCAUCUUCAGAGAUUUUGCCACCUCCUCCUCCACCUCUUCCGUUCUCCAGCUGCCCCCCUCCACCCGCUCCACCACCACCUCCAGGAGGACCUCCUCCCCCUCCUGGUGCACCACCAUUCUUCAACAUGGGUACACCUCCCCUUUCAUCCACCACCACUUUCAGCAGCAGCAGCGGGACCAGUCUGAAGAAGAAAUCCAUCCCACAGCCAUCUCAUCCACUGAAGUCCUUCAACUGGGCCAAACUGAGUGAGGAGAAAAUAAAUGGCACAAUCUGGCAUGAAAUUGAUGAUUUAAGGGCUUUCAAGAUGUUGGAUUUGGAGGAUUUUGAAAAAAUGUUCUCAGCUUAUCAGAGACACCAGGACCUGCUAACUAACCCUCCUUCCUCCUGUAAGCAGAAGGAAAUGGGAUCAACUGAAGAUUUGUACCUGUCCACUCGAAAGGUCAAAGAGCUUUCUGUGAUUGAUGGCCGGAGAGCGCAGAAUUGUGUCAUCCUCCUUUCCAAAUUGAAGCUAUCCAAUGAAGAAAUCCGACAAGCAAUCUUGAAAAUGGAUGAAGAAGAAGAUCUGGCUAAAGAUAUGCUGGAGCAGCUACUGAAGUUUGUUCCAGAGAAGAGUGAUAUUGAUCUGCUGGAGGAACAUAAACAUGAAAUUGACCGCAUGGCUCGGGCUGACCGUUUCCUUUAUGAAAUGAGCAGGAUUGACCACUACCAGCAGCGACUUCAAGCAUUAUUCUUUAAGAAGAAGUUCCCAGAGAGGCUUGCAGAAGCGAAGCCAAAGGUUGAAGCCCUUCUCAUAGCCUCCAAAGAGCUCACCCGUAGUAAGCACCUAAAGCAGCUCCUGGAAGUUGUUUUAGCCUUCGGCAAUUACAUGAACAAGGGCCAAAGAGGAAAUGCCUAUGGCUUUAAAGUCUCCAGCCUGAAUAAAAUAGCAGACACCAAAUCUAGCAUAGAUAAGAACAUUACGCUGUUACACUACCUAAUUAUGAUCUUCGAAAAGAACUACUUAGAUAUCCUAGACAUCCAGUCUGAAUUACACCAUCUUCCAGAAGCAGCAAAAGUCAACCUGGUGGAGCUAGAGAAGGAAGUGAACAACAUAAAGACUGGAUUGAAAGCUGUUGAAGCUGAGCUGGACUACCAGAAGAGACGUAUGCGGGAAGCUGGUGAUAGAUUUGUUCCUGUCAUGAGUGACUUUAUCACUGUAGCCAGUUUCAGCUUUUCAGAGCUGGAAGACCUUCUGAAUGAUGCAAAGGAUAAGUAUGCCAAGGCGCUGAAGCAUUUUGGAGAGAAUGAGGGUAGGAUGCAGCCAGAUGAAUUUUUUGGCAUCUUUGACACCUUCCUACAGUCCUUCACAGAAGCCAAGCAAGAUCUGGAGAAUAUGAGGAAGAAGAAAGAAGAGGAGGAGCGGAGGUCACGCAUGGAAGCCAUGCUAAAGGAACAGAGAGAGAAGGAGCGGCGACAAAAGAAAGUCAAGGCUAGCAGCGUUUCUGAGGAGGGAGGGGGAGAGUUUGAUGAUCUUGUGUCCGCUCUGAGAUCAGGUGAGGUCUUUGACAAGGACUUAUCAAAGCUCAAGCGCAACCGCAAGCGUUCAGGGAACCAAAACUUGGAGACAAGUCGGGAACGAGCAGUGACGAAGCUCAAUUAUUAAAGGUGGAGGAAGCACAAAUGAGAGAAAACGACAAGACUAUCACCACAACAAAGAGUGAAACAAGAUGGUGGAAACUGGCCAGUGCCCUUCCCUGGGAGAUUUGCCUAGCCCAUGGGUUUCUUUACUGUUUCCAGGAUGAACAGGCCUUCCCAUCUUCUUCUCUUCAAUAUUCACAUAAUCUGGAAUGGUUAUAAAAGUGCCUCUCUGCAGACCAAGGGAUUUGUCACCAAGAUGUUGCUGUUUGGUUUGCUUCUUGACAUUUCCCCUGCAAGUCCAGUUAGAUCCUGAUGGAGGAACACAAACCAUUGGACCUUUUUCAUCGAUUAGCUAUGGGAAAGGGGAGGGAGAAUAUGGUUUACUCUAUGCCAAAGUGUCAUGUUUUACAAGAUCUUGCAGCAAAAAUAACAAGCCAUUUUCAGGUUGGUUCUAAACCCUCCCAUCCCUUCUUCAUGCUUUGGCUUGCCCUUCGUGCAUUUCUUAUAGAGUGGUUCUACAGCAUUGCAGUUCUGUUCUUCCGCUGGAUUUACAAAAGGCCAUUGAUUAAAGCCUGAGGAAUGUUUUUGAUCUGGGAAACUGUUACUUAGUGGCCUAUAAUAUGCAAAGCAAGUGAUGCUGCGUCAGAGGAAGUAGAUAGAACUGCUCAGCCUAAGAAGAUGGAUAGACUGUUAGUGACACUCCUUGUUUUUUCAGGAAUCAUUGAUAUUGAGUCUUCAGGGAUGUACUGAGUCUUCAGGGAUGUGCCCAGCUAUGAGGAAAAAAUGAGAGAAGAAUGAACCACACUUUGAAGAGCAACCACAAUUGGUUCAAGCCAGAUCAGUUGUCAUUGCUGAGCAAUGUGGUGGUAGGAAAGGGGUGGGUAAUAAGAACGUUUGCAUCUUUUUAUUAGCACAAUAAAAUGAUUAUUGGGACUGACUGAAGUAGGAUUUUUUAAAAGAAGAUAGACAAAUGGAGUUUGUCUGAUGGUUGGAAGUGGGAAUCCUUUUAGUUGUCAGCAGCCAUAACUCUACUGGGAUGAACUGGAGCUUACAUUUUAAAAGGCUGGCCUUCUUGGAAGCCCCACAACUCCCAGCAAGUGCUGCACAAUAUUAAUAAUAAUAAUACACUGCAUUAGUAAAUAGCUGGGGUGUCCAAGGACUUUUCCAUCUGGAAGGGAGUGAUGGAAUACCCAAAGGUGGAUUACCCCAGUGGACUUUGAAAAGAGUUCUGGAAAUCACAUAUAAUUAAUCCAAAAAUAAUUUGUUGUUCUACAGUGGAAACAGUCUAACAUGCACAACCAAAACAGAGCAAGGGAGCAUACUAAUAUUUUCCUGUUUCAUUGUACCUAUAUGGCUGUACAGCAAUAGAAGUGUAUGGUGAAAGAUUCCUUUUUGAUCUUAACGAGGUGAACAGUCAGUCACUUUCCCUCAAGUGAACAGAGGAAAAAGAGGAGGAAGGCUUGGGUGCAAAAUACAGCAAUAAAGGGUCAUGCCCAUUUCUUUAAAAAGGUGUCAUCUAUGUGAGGGAGAAGUUCUUGGGACUCUGCGGAAUCCAGAGGAAGCUCAAAUUGUCAUUUUACAGAGCAAUCCUGUGGUCUCUUUGUGGGUGGGAGAAUCUGUGACAGAACCACCAUCACAUCUGACACCCUGCAGGCUAACCGCAACCAGGGUGGAAGAUGGGGGCAGCUUUCCUUUCCUUUUUAAUCUUCCUCUCCCUUCCAAUUGAUUCCAGCUGGAGGCAAUUUACUCUGCUGUGUCCUUCAGAUUUGUGGCCUCCUCCAUAACCUGUUCUUGGCCCCACUGCCAGUGGAGCCCCGCCAGUCAAACAUCAGUGCUGAAUGUUUCUGUUGCCAUUCCUGCAUGGUCUUUAGCAGUGGACUUCCCUCUCUACUAGCAGCAAUCUGUGAGCCUCAGCCACCCUCUCAAGGAGCAUAGGAUUGUACCCCUCAUCACUUUGCUUUUAUUUGUUUCAAAAUGUUAUUUAAUUUCAAGCUUAACCUUGUGUACACAGAGCAGAAGAUGUCUGCAUCUUGAGCACUGCCUAGUUAGUAUUUCCAUAGUGGAAAAUUGUAGAGGGAGGUUGUUUGGGGGCAGAACACUAGGUCAACUAAAUAAAAUACUCAAAACUCUGAAGAACACAGAAGAACAAAAAAGAAAAGAAAAAGAAAGGCCUUAUCUACAUGCACUUAGUUUGAGUCUCCCAUUCCUGAAUUUCCCUGCUCAAAACAUUCCAGAACCCGGCAUAGCUGCUUUGACAAUGACAGCAAAGAGCUGGUCACUUUACCAGGGCUGGAUUCAAUGCACUCUCUCCAUUACUGUUGCUUCCUGUUUUGGGGGGGGGGUUCUUGAAACACUAGCCUACUGCAAAUAGACCCAAGCACCUUUUUAAAGAAGAUCUCUUUCCUUGAAAUCUUUUUUCCUAAAAACAUUUUUUGGGGGGGGAUGGGCAGAAAGUUUACAAACUCAUUCUUGGGGGGGGGGGAUUUUCCACCCAAAUAAUUGAAUAGAUUUUUUUAAAAAAUAAUUGCUGUCUCAAGCUCUGGGCUGCUCUCUUUUGUGAAGAUGUAGUAUUAUGCCAUAUAUGUUGUACUGUGGACAUGAUGCAAGAUUAAAGCAAUAUGUGCCAUACUGGGAAGCAAGCGAGUUUCAGUUGCUGAAAAACACAAACAUUUUUUUAGCACAUAAAACUUUUGAGUUUUCCUUUUUCUGUGCUGUGCCUUACCUUUCCCUUUUACUUUUUGGACUACAACUCCAAGCAGCCACAGCCAGCACUGUAGUCCAUAUCAACAGCAGGGCACCAGAUUGGAGAAGGCUGAUUUAGAGAAUAUUUAAAAACACAAAAACCCAGGAGUAUUUUAAUGGCAGUGCCUGGACUUCAUAUAUUUCCAAAUCUAGCUGUCUGACUUUUCUUGAUAGUUAUGCUUCAUCACUAUUGUUUGUGGUCUACAACAAACUGCAACCAAUGGCCAAAAAAGAAAAUAGGGAAUUGUAGCUUUUCAAAGUGUGAUAGUAAUAUAGGAUUAUGUGCUCCUGUCACAGGUAGGUGCUAAUCCAAAUGCAUUGCCAAUUAGCAAUGAUAGCAACACACUAGCAGUUCAGGCUUAUAGAUCUCCUCUGUUUGUUAGAUCUGAAUUGUUAAUCUCCUUCCAUCCAAUGGAACAUUUCCCAAGGAAAACAGAUUCCAAGUUUUGCAAGGGAUAAUAAAGCCAAAGUUUUAAGUCAACCCACUCACCCACCCCAUCCCCAAGCUAGAAAAAUGUGGCAAGGAGUUGAUGAGAUAUUUCUCAUUAGAAGGAUGAUCUUUGCAUGUCUUUCAAAAGUAUUUUGGUCACGUGGUUCAGUGUCUGAGGCAGGUAGCAAAGGAGCAUGAAGCGCUUGUCCUAGGAAAGAGGUGUGGAGCUCCACUCAACCUCACUUCUUUGGGCAGACCUUUUUCUUUUUUCUUUUUCUUUCCAAGUUGUAGCCCAAUAGCAGCUGAAAGAGGUUUAUAUCUUAUAUGUUGCCAUAAAGGAGAUCAGUUGUACAGUCCUGUUGUGUACAUGAUGUAUGCAGUUCUGUUUGUUUUAAAAAUGUUAUAAUUAAAAAUGCAGUUUUAGGAAUGUUUUUAGGGAAACCUGUAAAUGUCACACCUUUAUUUAUUUUGCCUUAUUUUAGUUUGCUAUGUUUGUGUAUACACCGCAUUGCAGCCAUGACUAUUGAGACUGCACCAGAACAUUAGGAGCACGUUGAGUUCUGUACUUGGCAUGACUCAGGCAGGCUAGGUGAGAGCUGGGCAUAUUCCUUUUCAUACCAUGAGUGGGCUGUGCUUCCAUUGAAGGGCAAGUUGUCAUGUUCAGAAGGGCUAUGUUCUUUGUUUUUUCCCUAAUGUAUAGAAGAUGGAUGGGGAACAUGCGUCCUUCUAGAUGUUGUUGGGCUGCAACUCCCAGUAGCUCCAGCCAGCAUGCCAAUAGUCAGGGACAGGGGAAGUUGUGGUCCAACAACAGCUGGAGGGCUACAGGUUCCCCAUGGCUAUGCCAAUGACGAGAACUUUUUUGGCAAGUGUGCCACAACUCAAGGCCAAAGUGUGAGACAGUGCCAGCCCAGCACAUGUUACAGAGCAUAUGCAGUUUUGGGGGUGCCUUGGGGUGUGUGCACUUUGUCACAAUGCUGUGUUGUGGAAUGGGCGCCAGAGUUAAACAAGAGAAACAGGUACUUCUAAAUGUGUCCACAAAGUCCAUGUGUCUGGUUAGUCCAGCAGGAUGAAGAUUUGCAUCUUCUGUUUUCCCCAUCUUCUCUGCAACAUUGUAAUGUUGGAACUAGCCCUUGAGCUACAUAAACACAGCCAGCUAUGCCAGGGGUGAGGAAGCUGUAGCCCUCCAGAUGUUGCUGGGCUACAGUUACCAUCAUGGCAGCCAUUGGCCAUGCUGGCUAGGGCUGAUGUGAGUUGGAGUCCAACAUCAUGUGGAGGGGCCACAAGUACCCCACUGUUGAACUAAGUUAUUCUGGCUUAACUAAUCAAAAUAAGUAAUAUAGGUUGCCACUCACUAUUCUGUCCAACACUUUGCAUUUAUAAGUGGAAGAAGCCUAGCAUUUUUAAGGAGUAACUAAUCUGCCUUACACCAUCUUGUAUAUGAGCCCAGAGAGUGUCCCUGCCCACAACUGCUAAGAAACCUCGGGUAUGCGUUGGUCUUGCUUCUCUAAUGCUUUGGUGUCUCCUCAUUUGUUGGUCAAGUUAAGAUUAUAAAUGAAACUAAAUGUACAAAACCUGUAGCAUCCUUUUUAUCUGCACCUUUUUAUAAGAAUAUAAUGUAAUACUAAAAAAAAAUUAAAGAUAUAUUGCCCCUA